Belonocnema kinseyi is the source of this 699-nucleotide messenger RNA. RefSeq lists its product as uncharacterized. The transcript is spliced from 3 exons. Lineage: Eukaryota; Metazoa; Arthropoda; Insecta; Hymenoptera; Cynipidae. The coding region runs from base 31 to 666 and encodes 211 amino acids. The record is from RefSeq and is a predicted model, not a curated record.
CAAUUGUUCCUGCAUCUAAUAAAAUUCAGAAUGCUUUAUGUAUUUUCCACCGCCCUGGUGGUUCUUAAUUCAAUUGAAUUAAGCUCGCAAGGCGGGACAAAUCAGAAAGGUUACUCGUAUAAUCGCUUGCUCAAAAGCGCAUCUACACGCUCCUCGUCUUCGUCCACAUCUGGACCUUCAAGUGAAACGUUGCAUGGUGCUUCUCCAGGCUUCGUUCAGGUAAAUUUGGAGGAUGGCUCAGUUUAUUAUGGUCUAAUGCAAAGCGUAGCCACACGUUCCAGAUCUGUUUAUGAACAUAAACGUGUACCUUUUUCGGGAUAUACAGUUUGUCUACAAAUUCCACCUCAGCCGGAUGUCGGUGUAGAAUUCUAUUAUGUGCCUGACUACCUCGCAGAGGUAGUAGUAGCUCCCCCUAAGCACAAUCCCACUGGUCAUCUUCCGAAGGUCGCUAUGGUAUAUUUUAACGAUGAAUAUUAUAAAACAGAAAAAUUCAAGCUCUACAACCCUGAUUACGCACAAGACUUUAGUCACCUUCAUUUGUUUAUAACAAUUCCAGGAACUACAGAUCAAUAUUAUGCAGCAUUGUAUAAAUCAAAUGUAAAGUCUCAAGUACAUAAGACAAUUAAGCAACGAUACCGCAAUCAGCUAUCAAGAAUGUCUAUAUAAAUUAGAAAAUUUCUGGAAAUGCAAAAAUAUGUU